Messenger RNA from Spea bombifrons (plains spadefoot toad), 7333 nucleotides. It is a transcript of the gene LRP4, whose product is annotated as LDL receptor related protein 4. Gene Ontology annotation, molecular function: protein binding; calcium ion binding. NCBI's taxonomy places the organism in Eukaryota, Metazoa, Chordata, Amphibia, Anura, Pelobatidae. The transcript is spliced from 38 exons. The coding region runs from base 827 to 6568 and encodes 1913 amino acids. The record is from RefSeq and is a predicted model, not a curated record. Gene Ontology annotation, biological process: Wnt signaling pathway involved in somitogenesis; canonical Wnt signaling pathway; receptor-mediated endocytosis involved in cholesterol transport.
CAAAAUAAAGUGAGAGAAGGAGACUGCAGGCUUAGUGUGAGAGACGGCACAUCGGAACUGAUAGAUAGCAGGGAGGGGGACAGCAGAGAGUGAGACGGCAGGAUAGAGCUGAGUGCACGUGAUUGCAGGCAGAGACGGCAGGACAGAGCUGAGUGCAUGUGACUGCAAGGAGAGACGGCAGGACAGAGCUGAGUGCAGGGAGAGACGGCAGGGAUGAGAUAGAAGAUCCGAGGAGACUACACGGAGUAGAUGAAAGGAGUUGGUAUAGGAGAGUAACACAGAGACUGCAAAGUAGAAGCAGAGAGUGACGAGACAUGCAGGGGAGGAGAGGGACAGAGUGUGCAGAGGAGUGAGGGCAGUAAAUCAGUGAGGGGGACAGGAUGAGGAGGGACACAUUAAAUACACUCGAGUGAGUAAAGCACAGAGGGGAGGGAGACACUGAGAGACUGCAGGAGACAGACGGCCCGCAGAAGCCUUCCAGGUGGUGUGUGCAGGAGAGUGCACUCAGCAGUCAGCAAGCAGAGAGUGCACUCGGCAGAGAGCAGGCAGCAGGCACAGAGUGCACUCAGCAGAGAGCAGGCAGGUAGCAGGCAGCGAACUCUCCGCAGAGACGGACCGAGCCGAGUGCACUCAGCAGACGGCAGGGAAUGUAUUGAGCGGAUCGGACGGGGAUCAGAGCGACAGACCUAAUGUGACCGGAGAGCAGCCCUACCCUGUGGAUCAUACUGAGGGAGCUGCCCGGGGACCCCGCACCGGCCCCUGGGGCAGGCAGUGGAGCUUCAUCCAGCGCUUUUGCUCCAGUGGCUUCUGAAGGGGUCCUGCUGCCAUGGGAGGCCAAGCUCGGGGGAGACAAGGAUCGGAUCCCGGGGGCGUGAGGUGGCUGCUGUGCCCCUUAACACUCCUACUGUGUGUACAAGGGCUAGUAUGUACGUCGGAGUGUUCGUGUGGACGUAAUCACUUCACGUGCGCGGUCAGCGCCUUCGGGGAAUGCACGUGCAUCCCUGCGCAAUGGCAGUGCGACGGAGACAACGACUGCGGGGAUCACAGCGACGAAGACGGCUGCAUGCUGCCCACCUGUUCCCCGAUGGACUUCCACUGCGACAACGGCAAGUGCAUCCGACGCUCGUGGGUUUGCGAUGGCGACAACGACUGCGAGGACGAUUCGGACGAGCAGGACUGCCCUCCCAGGGAGUGCGAAGAAGACGAGUUCUCCUGCCAGAAUGGAUACUGUAUCCGCAGCCUGUGGCAUUGUGACGGCGACAAUGACUGCGGUGAUAACAGCGACGAGCAGUGCGACAUGCGGAAGUGUUCGGAGAAAGAGUUCGGCUGUGCAGAUGGGAGUUGCAUUGCUGAGCAUUGGUUUUGCGAUGGAGACACGGACUGCAAGGAUGGGUCAGACGAGGAAUCUUGCCCCUCGGACGUUCCGGCUCCCAGCUGCAGCGUGGAAGAGUUCCAGUGCGCGUACGGGCGCUGCAUCCUGGACAUUUAUCACUGCGAUGGCGACGACGACUGCGGAGACUGGUCCGAUGAAUCAGACUGCUCCUCUCACCAGCCCUGCCGCUCGGGAGAGUUUAUGUGUAACAGCGGCCUGUGUAUCAAUUCCGGCUGGCGUUGUGACGGAGACUCGGACUGCGAUGACCAAUCGGAUGAAAGGAAUUGCACGACCUCCGUCUGUACCGCCGACCAGUUCCGCUGCAGCUCCGGACGCUGUGUGCGGCUCUCCUGGAGGUGCGAUGGAGAGGACGACUGCUCGGAUAACAGCGAUGAGAUGGGCUGUGAGAAGACGGGAACCCCGCAGUGCGCUCAGGACCAGUUUCUGUGCAGUAACGGCCGCUGCAUUGGUCAACGGAAGCUCUGCAACGGCGUGAACGACUGCGGGGACGGGAGCGACGAAAGCCCCCAUCAAAACUGCCGACCUCGCACUGGAGAGGAGAACUGUAAUAACCAGAACGGGGGCUGCGCACAGAAGUGCCAGACCGUGCGCGGCUUGGUGCAGUGCUCGUGUCACACGGGAUACAGGUUGAUGGAGGACGGGAGAUCCUGCCAGGACGUGAAUGAAUGUGCUGAGGAGGGCUAUUGUAGCCAAGGCUGCAGCAACACCGAGGGCGGAUUCCAGUGCUGGUGUGAAGCGGGAUACCAGCUUCGGCCGGACAAGCGCAGCUGCAAGGCUCUCGGACCUGAGCCGGUUCUACUCUUUGCAAAUCGGAUUGACAUUCGACAGGUGCUGCCUCAUCGCUCGGAAUAUACGCUUCUUCUGAAUAACUUGGAGAACGCCAUCGCCCUGGACUUUCACCACCACCACGAGCUGGUCUUCUGGUCCGAUGUCACCCUAGACCGUAUCAUGAGAGCUAAUCUCAACGGGAGCAACGUGGAGGAGCUGGUGUCCACGGGCCUUGAGAGUCCGGGGGGUCUGGCUGUCGACUGGAUUCAUGACAAGCUCUUCUGGACGGACUCCGGCACCUCCCGUAUUGAAGUCUCCAAUCUAGAUGGCUCUCAUCGAAAGGUCCUUAUGUGGAGCAACCUAGAGAAGCCGCGAGCCGUUGCUGUGCACCCUAUGGAGGGCACCAUCUACUGGACGGAUUGGGGUAACACACCUCGCAUUGAGUAUGCUUGCAUGGAUGGGUCGAACAGAAAAGUCAUUGCAGACACGCACCUCUUCUGGCCCAAUGGGUUGACCAUUGACUAUGCUGGGCGGCGCAUGUACUGGGUGGAUGCCAAGCAUCACGUUAUAGAAAGGGCAGAUCUGGAUGGGUCCAAUCGCAAAGCGGUGAUCAGUCAAGGUCUGCCUCACCCGUUUGCCAUCACCGUUUUUGAAGACAGUCUGUACUGGACCGACUGGCAUACGAAAAGCAUAAACAGCGCCAAUAAAUUCACAGGCAAGAAUCAAGAAGUAAUCCGGAGCAAGCUGCACUUUCCCAUGGAUAUUCACACGCUGCACCCCCAACGCCAGCCUGCGGGGAUAAACCGUUGUGGUGCCAACAAUGGCGGCUGCUCCCACCUGUGCCUCCCCAGCGGGAAUACUUACAUCUGCGCUUGUCCAACUGGGUUUCGCAAGACAGGCCAUCAAACCUGCGCCAAAAGUCUUGACAAGUUCCUGCUUUUUGCCCGAAGGACGGACAUCCGGAGGAUCAGCUUUGACACCGAGGAGAUGUCCGACGAUGUCAUCCCGCUAUCCGACGUGCGCAGCGCGGUGGCUCUGGACUGGGACUCUACCUACGACCACAUGUACUGGAGCGACACCACCACCGACUCCAUCAACCGCGCCAAGUGGGAUGGAAGCGGCCAGGAGGUGGUCAUAGAUACAAGUUUGGAAAGUCCAGCUGGGUUGGCCAUCGACUGGAUAACUCAUAAACUGUAUUGGACAGAUGCAGGCACCGAUCGCAUUGAAGUUGCGAAUACAGAUGGAUCCAUGCGCAGUGUUCUGAUCUGGGAAAACUUAGACCGUCCCCGAGAUAUUGUUGUAGAUCCUAUAGGAGGGUUCAUGUAUUGGACGGACUGGGGAGCAAACCCAAAGAUAGAACGUGCGGGGAUGGACGCCUCCGGCCGGAUGGUCAUUAUCUCGUCCAACCUAACGUGGCCAAAUGGACUUGCCAUAGACUACGAGUCCGACAGGCUUUACUGGGCUGAUGCUGGUAUGAAAACCAUAGAGUCUGCCAGGCUGGAUGGAGAUGACCGACAGGUGUUGAUAGAUUCCGACCUCCCUCACCCAUUCGGGCUGACGCUAUACGGGGAUAGGAUUUACUGGACCGACUGGCAGUCUAAAAGCAUAGAGAGUGCAGAUCGCAAGACGGGACUCGGACGCAAAACCGUGCGUGAGAACUUGGAGAACCUGAUGGACAUUCAUGUGUUCCAUCGCCACCGAACCCAAGCAGUUCAGUCGACGUGCUCCAGUAAUAAUGGCGGCUGCAGCCACAUCUGUCUUCUGUCGCCCCAGCCAAAAGGUCACAGCUGUGCUUGUCCAACAGGCGUUAAUCUACUUGGAGACGGAAGGACCUGUUCUUCAGGAAUGGACCGCUUCCUGAUAUUUGCUCGCAGGACAGACAUCCGCUCCGUCUCCUUGGAUAUCCCGUAUUUUGCUGAUGUUGUGGUUCCCGUUAACGUGACCAUGAAAAACACAAUAGCCGUCGGCGUGGAUCCCUUAGACGGAUUGGUAUAUUGGGCAGACAGUACUUUAAAGAAAAUCAGCAGAGCGGCUCUGGAUGGCUCCGGUCACCAGGACAUCAUAACCACCGGAUUGGUCACCACGGAUGGCUUGGCAGUGGAUGCCAUUGGCCGCAAAGUAUACUGGACAGACACUGGUACAAAUAGAAUCGAGGUGGCGAACAUGGAUGGUUCCAUGCGGAAGGUUCUUGUAUGGCAGAAUCUUGGAAGCCCUCGAGCCAUCGCCCUGUACCAUGAAAUGGGAUAUAUGUACUGGUCGGACUGGGGUGAGAAUGCCAAGCUAGAGCGGGCAGGAAUGGAUGGCUCGGACCGAAUGGUGUUAAUAAGUAUGAACUUGGGAUGGCCCAACGGACUGGCCGUGGAUAAGGCUGGGUCUCAGCUUCUCUGGGCAGAUGCACAUACUGAGAGGAUAGAAGCCUCGGACCUCAUGGGCAGAAACAGAAGGAUCUUAGUGUCUCCCGUCCAUCAUCCCUAUGGCCUGACUCUCCUGGGCGCGCACAUUUACUGGACAGACUGGCAGACGCGCAGCAUUCAGAGGGCCGAUAAAGACACUGGGGCAAACAUCAUCAUAGUCAGGGAUAACUUGGCAGGUCUCAUGGACAUUCAGGCUGUGGACAGAACCCACGCUCUAGGGUAUAACAAAUGCGGAGAAAGAAAUGGUGGUUGCUCCCAUCUGUGUCUUCCCAACGCUGUCGGCUAUUCCUGUGCCUGUCCCACUGGUAUCCAGCUGAGAAAGGAUGGGAGGACGUGUGAUUCCUCUCCAGAUACAUAUCUCCUGUUCUCCAGCCGAGGCUCCAUUCGCAGAAUUUCACUGGACACCGAUGACUACACCGAUGUAUACGUCCCUAUCCAGGAGCUCCACAAUGUCAUCUCCUUGGAUUAUGACAGUGUGGAAGGCAAAAUUUACUACACGGAUGUCUUCCUGGAUGUUAUCAGGAGGGCAGACUUAAGCGGUGCUGACAUGGAGACUGUUAUCGGUGAGGGACUGAAGACCACAGAUGGUCUGGCUGUGGAUUGGGUGGCCAGAAAUUUAUACUGGACGGACACGGGUCGGAACACCAUAGAGGUGUCGCGGCUGGAUGGCCGAUACCGAAAAGUCUUGAUUAACAACAGUCUUGAUGAGCCCCGGGCAAUCGCUGUAUUCCCAAGGAAGGGUUUCCUUUUCUGGAGCGAUUGGGGUCAGGUUGCAAAGAUUGAAAGAGCUCACCUGGAUGGUUCUGACCGCAGGACUAUCAUUAACACUGAUCUUGGAUGGCCUAAUGGACUGACGUUGGACUAUGACACCCGCAGGAUAUUUUGGGUGGAUGCCCACCUUGAUCGUAUUGAGCAUGCCGACCUAAAUGGCAAAAUGCGUCAGGUGCUGAUUAAUCAGAUGUCUCAUCCCUUUGCUCUGACACAGGAAGGUCGCUGGAUCUACUGGACAGACUGGCAAACUAAAUCCAUCCAGCGGGUGGAUAAAUACUCCGGCCAAAACCAGGAGACAAUUUUGGCCAACGUGGAAGGACUGAUGGACAUCAUCGUGGUGUCUGCUCACAGACAAACAGGAAGUAAUCCUUGUGGAGUAAAUAACGGCGGCUGCUCCCACCUCUGCUUUGCCCGAAGUUAUGACUUUGUGUGCGCCUGUCCUGAUGAUCUGGAUUCAGAAAUCUGCUCCCUUGUUCCGGGUUUCUUACCUUCUGCUCCACUGCCUACAAACAACAGUGAGAAAAACCGUGGCCCUCUCAGCCCCAACACGCAAAGUGAACGAGGAGACAGCGACCUCGGGGUGACAGCUGGGAGCUGCUCGGAUGAGGAGGCAUCUCGAGGACUUUGUGCAUCCAAUGGUGCCGUUACAGCCAGUACAGGGGACAGACUGCGUGUGCCAUACAUCAUCGCCGGGUCACUUUCUUUGUUGUGUCUUCUGCUGCUCCUGUCUGCUCUGCUCAUAUACAGGCAUCGACGGGCCAAGUUGUCCGACCCAGGCCUUAGCACCUUAACCUACAGUAACCCUUCAUAUCGGACAUCCACUCAGGAAGUGAAAAUAGAAGCCGUGCACAAACCCGGCACGUGCCACCUACAGCGACACCGGAAAGAGGCUCUGCCUGAUAACGGGUUCACGAAAGAGAAGAUCCGAAUUUUAGAGGGUUUUGGUUUACUGUCGGGGGAAGAGUGCGACUGGGAUGACCUCAAGCAGGUGAAGCCCUCCAGGGCCAGCAUCCUCCGGGACCACGUUUGCAUUAAGACGGACACCGUGUCUCUGCAGGCCAGCACUGCCUCCCUAGAUCUUACGGAAACUCAGCAGCUGCUACAGGAGGAGCAGUCGGAAAACGGCAGCAUCAUGCUUCCCCCUACCCCUGAACGCCGCAUAUCCCUGCCAGACACCGGCUGGAGGGCUAAACACUUGCCCGCCACAGAGAGUGAAGUGUGAGGCACCAGGGGCAUGAGAUAUGAGGGGGAAGGAUGGACUUUGCUUACCCCCUUGUUAGCAUUACUCAACUAAUCAUGAGAUUCCGUAUCUGGUACGAUUGCUCGGCUCUGCUUUAUUACACUUGGACAUGGCGGGACUUCUCAGACACACAAGGCUGCCAGACAUGGGUGGGAAUUUUGUAAAUGAACUGCUGUAUAGACUGGUUUGCACUCUUCUCCGGGGUCAUAUAGGUUGUGGGGACAGCUCCUCUAUGGAUAAAUACUGAGGAACUGAGGUGGGUCUCCAUCUCUAAGGAUUUUUAUGGAGGACUUCAACACAUCGGCAUUGACGCGCACAGAUGACCCUGGUGACCACCCUCUGCGAGUGAUACCUUUUACAUCCGGGCUGUUCCUCACUGUGGAAAUAGAGGAUGGCCUUAUAUCUGUUCAAAUGCCAAGAAGACGGAACGCAAACAUGUAUUAACUAACCCCCCAGGUUCUGCGUGUCCUCCAAUGUAUUCCGGAAACGGACGUGGGCUACAGGAUCCAUGAGAAGUGGUACGGAUUAAGCACUGAUUCUCCAAGGAGUGAACAAAAUAUUAAUAAGAGAAACAAAAAUAUAGUUUUUAUACUAAGCAACAACACAAAAAAAACUUUCCUCUGCAAGGUGUUUAUUUUAUAAUGUUUUUAACCAAGAUUUCUGAAUGUUGUUUUUUUUUCUAUUUUAUUUAACCUCUGUUGGGUAUUUUAGACUUGUGAUAACUUAAUAUAAAAAUAGAUUUUCAUA